Messenger RNA from Saimiri boliviensis boliviensis (Bolivian squirrel monkey), 2486 nucleotides. RefSeq names its product coiled-coil domain containing 3 (gene CCDC3). Gene Ontology annotation, cellular component: extracellular region. NCBI's taxonomy places the organism in Eukaryota, Metazoa, Chordata, Mammalia, Primates, Cebidae. Gene Ontology annotation, biological process: negative regulation of gene expression. The record is from RefSeq and is a predicted model, not a curated record.
CGCCCGGCGUGUCCAGUCCCCCCGAGCCUUUUAAAGCGUGGCGCGCCGGAGCCGGGCACGCGGAACUCCGCGGCAAAGAUAGUGGUUCGCCCAGCUUCCCGGGAGCGGUGCGAGCAGCCAAGCGCCUAGGGCUGCCCUUCCCAGGCCGGCGGGCUUCCCGGGCUCCCCGCCGCCUCCCCGUGCGCCCCGGGAGGGCCCGGCAUGCUGCGCCCGCUGCUGCUCGCCGCGCUCUGCCUGGCGGGUCCCCCGGCGCCCGCGCGCGCCUGCCAGCUGCCCUCCGAGUGGAGGCCCCUGAGCGACGGCUGCCGCGCCGAGCUGGCCGAGACCAUCGUGUACGCGCGGGUGCUGGCGCUGCACCCCGAGGCGCCCGGCCUCUACAACCACCUGCCCUGGCAGUACCACGCCGGCCAGGGGGGCCUCUUCUACGCGGCCGAGGUGGAGAUGCUGUGCGACCAGGCGUGGGGCAGCAUGCUGGAGGUGCCCGCCGGCUCCAGGCUCAACCUCACCGGCCUGGGCUACUUCUCGUGCCACUCCCACACCGUGGUCCAGGACUACUCCUAUUUCUUCUUCCUCAGGAUGGAUGAAAAUUAUAACCUCUUGCCUCACGGAGUCAAUUUCCAAGAUGCCAUCUUCCCAGACACUCAAGAGAACAGAAGGAUGUUUUCUAGCCUUUUCCAGUUUUCAAACUGUUCCCAAGGACAGCAGCUGGCGACUUUCUCCAGUGACUGGGAAGUCCAGGAAGACAACAGGCUCAUGUGCUCCUCGGUGCAGAAGGCCCUGUUCGAGGAGGAGGACCACGUGAAGAAACUGCAGCAGAAAGUGGCCACCCUGGAGAAGCGCAACCGGCAGCUCCGGGAGCGGGUGAAGAAGGUCAAGAGGUCCUUGCGGCAGGCACGCAAGAAGGGCCGCCACCUGGAGCUGGCGAACCAGAAACUCAGCGAGAAGCUGGCUGUGGGCGCGCUGCCGCACAUCAACGCCCCAGGGCCCGUGCGCGCCCCCUACCUGCGGGGUUAGCGGGACGGGGGCUGCUGGGUGCGCAGCGCCAAUCCUGGCGGCAAUGGAGAAUGAGUGAGGUUUUGUACAUGCAUCUGUUUCAAGCGUUGUAGGAGUUUUCGUUUUUAAUCACGCAUUUGGUUGAGUCUAAAUGGAUAAAAUGCAAGUCUUGCUUUCCCCUUGGGUGCUGCUCCUUCCUGGCCUGACCCCAGACGCAGUGCAUGGAAGUCCAGAGGCAGCCGGACCCCUGAGUGCUGUGUGCUGGCUUGCAAGCGGCCAGGAAAGAGCCCUGAUGGGGAGAGAACAUUUUAGAAUCUCUAGUGUAAAAGACAUCAGGGGGCUUGGCCUUUAUUUCAGAAGAAAAUCAGGGUGGUCCUCAGCUCCCCGGUCCUGGUCAACCAUCAGUCCUGAUGAGCGAGCUGAGCCAGUGCUGGAACCUGCUGGUGCUUCACUGUCCCUAUCUUUGGAAGGGAUUUGUGGCCUUGCAAAGCACCCAAGAUACCUGAAAAUCUACACGCACAGGGCCUCCCUAUCCAGCCAGCAUUUCCCUUCCAGCUAAGGCAGGUAAAGACUUAAUGAGCUCAUCACAGGGGAGGGAGCUGAGGAGCAGGUCAGCUGGUAAUUAAACAAGAUAAAUUACACCUGAUUUCCAAUACCAGCUACAAAGGAUUGAGGAUGAUGAUACCUAUGGGUCGCGUUAACACAGGGGGCAAUUGCCUUGAUCAGCCUGUUGUGGGUCAUCAAACUGCUUCCUAAAUAGAGAGAACCUGCGCAGUAUCUCAGCCACUGCUAUAUUCUCACUCCGUGUUUGCUCAGUCAUGGUUUCCAAUGUCUCUGAAUUCACAGUGAGGUGCCCCAAGAUGUUCUGAACUUCUACAAAGACACCUCCUUACCUACUGGGAUCAUGUGACCUGACCUCACUCCCAGCCAGGCUCCCAAAGGGCCUGUUCCAGGAUUCCAGUCUCUUCCUCUUUAUGCAAACAACCCCCACUCCCCGCCCCAGCAACAAGUCUUGUUUAUUCGAUAGGAAUAUUUGUUCAUCCUAGCAUUUGUCCUGACGUGAAUUCCUUAUCCACCAAAGCACUUCACCUUUCUGGAAAGAAAACUUUUAACACAGUACUAUAAGGAAAAAUGAGAAUAUUCACUAUACUUACGGCUCAGGCACAUUUGAGCAGGUCCCAGCUGUGUGACUCAGAAGUCAACUGAGUGGCUUUCUCUUGGUUAUCUUUUGAUCAUGGCCUUUUAACCCAAUAAGAGCCCUUCCCCGCUGUUCCAGCAGUAAAGGCUCCUGACCCCUCAUCAGGAUCUGCCCCCCACAGACCGCCCAGACAUGGCAGGGUCUGGUGAUACUGUCUUCUGCAGUGGAGAUGGCACACACUGUCACUUUUCCACACUCCUGCCUUCAGAAAAGCUGGGUGCUUCAGCCAGUCUGGGGAGACGCAUCUUCUUUUUUAUUUUUUGAAGUGGAGUUUUGCUCUUGUUGCCCAGGCUGG